Molecule: messenger RNA, 4241 nt
Organism: Limulus polyphemus (Atlantic horseshoe crab)
Lineage: Eukaryota; Metazoa; Arthropoda; Merostomata; Xiphosura; Limulidae
Product: gamma-tubulin complex component 5-like
Exons: 23
Coding region: 160-3222 (1020 amino acids)
Biological process (GO): mitotic cell cycle; microtubule nucleation; cytoplasmic microtubule organization
Cellular component (GO): gamma-tubulin complex; centrosome; equatorial microtubule organizing center
Molecular function (GO): gamma-tubulin binding; microtubule minus-end binding
Source: RefSeq, a predicted model, not a curated record
AUGGAAUCUAAACUUAAACAUUUCAUUUAACUUUUAAUUUUAAUUGUUAGUAAAUAUUAAGUAAUAAAUAUUAACCGUAGUGAUACCAUUCGAUGAGUAUUGGGAUCUUCGGACUUCUCGUAUUAAACAUCGUUUUAUAAAUAUCUAUGAAGUUAAGAUAUGGCACCAUUGUUUUCUAAAAAAGAUAAUUUUAAAAAAAGUAGAGAUGCUAAAAUAGAAAACUUUUCACGGAAACUUAUUAAAAGGAUAACUGGUUUGAAGGAUGAUGACCAGAAUUUUCAACUUUGUAUUGAGUUUGUUGACUCCAAUUUCAAAUAUCAUCGAUUCUUAGAUGUCAAUAGUCAUCAAGUACAAAAGACCAUAGAUGGUCUGUCUGAAAAGUUUCUAAUCCAUGGACAGUAUCAAAAAGCCAGGUCCUUUAAGAGCUUAACUACUCAACUUCUGGAUAGUGUGAGAAUAUCCCACUUUAGUCAGAAAGAUGAUGUAUUUUCCAUCCUCUCUCUGUUGCUACAUCUUUCCGAGUCCCCUGUGAACUACAAUUACACGCCAAGAUUGGUGUUCAAGGACAAACGUGUAGUUGAUGUUAGUGAAGAUGUUGACUGGGGUACCUACUUGCUUGAAGGAGAAGAAUUAUCAUCAAAGUUCUCCGACAGCCAAGAGGAGUAUCUUAGUGACGAUGAAGACCUUGAAGUUGAAAAAGAAGAACCACUAGAUAUAAAAUUACCAAAAUAUCCUCCCAGGAGAGAUGAUUCAGGAAUAGACAUUUGUUCUUAUGGAAAAGGAAAAUCAUCUUCUCCAGAGACUCCUGAAAUAGACUCUACUUUUUCUCUUCAUUGUACAUCUGGAUAUUCCUGGUUGACUCAAAACAUCCAACCUUCAUACUGGUCCAAAGCUUCAGUCCAGCAUUCAGAACCUCUUAGUAAUUCCUGGGUAUCAAAUUUUGUUAAAGAAUGGGAACAAUAUUUGGAACAAACUUCAGAAUUUUAUGUGAAAGGACAAAACAUUGUUCUGACAGAAAGACAAGUAAUAAGAGAACUGUUAUGGAUGCUGAGUGGUAUUCAAGAUCUUUUUUUAUUUGUAUGGAAAGAUAACAGAUUUUGUGUGCAAGAAGAUGUACAGCUGUCUCACCUGACUCAGGGAUGUCUAUCAGCCUUUUUACAAAAAUUCUGUGAUUAUGGAACAACUGUUGUAAAGUUAUCCCUGUUUGUGAGGGAAAUUUCCUCCUCGUCAUCUACUAAUCACUGUCCUUCCUAUCAAGCUUAUGCUGCAGCUCUAAGUCACUUGCUUGGAACUUUUUCGUGUGUUCUAAGAAGAUAUGAAAAAAUAUUGAUAAAACAAGAAGAAACUUUGACCUUGAGUAUGGUUCUGCACGGACUUCAGAAGUCACUACAAGAUAUUGCCACAUUAGGAAACCUUCAUUCCAAAGCAGUUGAAAGUAUAUCAACAGACUCUCCAGCAUGGCAUCGAGCAGUCUGUCUUCUUUCAGCAAUCUAUGCUCAGCUUGAUCAACAUGAUGCUUUACCAAAAGAUGAAAAUGAAUCGAAAAACAUUAUUCUUUUACUUUUCCUCCACACUUGCCAACCAUACAUGAACUACCUGGAAGGAAUAAUAAGUAAGAACCACUCAUUUACGGACCCUGAUGAAGAGUUUAUAAUAUGCAGGAGUAGCAUGGUGAGUACAGAUGAUGAAGCAUUUUGGGAGAAAGCCCUUUCAGUUAGAGAUAUUCCAAAUUCCUUGAAAAAAUCCUUGUUUCUGUCUCCUUUUUUGGCUGAUGUUGUUACUGCCAGUAAAUCAAUGGAGUUGCUACAGAGAACUGGUUACAAAUGUGAAAUAUUCAAGUCCAAAGGUUCACUGUAUUCCAGGUUUCUAACUAACCUCAUUAAGUGUUUGGAAUAUGCGAAUUGUCAAGUGCAAAGAACCAGUAAUAACCAAGUUGCUAACAUUGAGACGUCAUCAGAAGAGUUGAAGAGUCGGUACAAAGCUGAAGAAACAAACAAAAAUGUUGAUGAAAUUGAUUCUUUGACUUCUAGAUUUAACUACUGGUUGACCUGGACAGGUGUAGAAAAUCCUUUUCUUUGGACCAACUUUCAGUGCCUUCUCAAGCCUUGUCCAACAAAUCUGGAAUCAGAAACUAAGCAAAAUGAGUGGUGUCACAAGAUAUCAGUACAUUCGAGCGUGACUCUACCAUUAACCCAUUUAAUACAAGAUGCACUAAGGCCUCUGGUGGAAGAAGAGUGCACUAAGACCUGCCAGUGUCUCAUCGAGGUCCUUAAAAGAGAGUACCAUCUUUCUUACCACCUUGAGUCUAUAAAGAAUUUCUUCCUUAUGGCUGCAGGGGAUGUGAUGUUUUCUUUCUGUUCAGAAAUUUUCGAUCGGAUGUCAGAAGAAGAAAACAUCCUCGAUCCUUUCUUUUUGAAUGCUGCACUUGAAGAUGCAUUAUCCUGGCGGGAGCUCAGGGAGUCUCAUAGGUUAAAUGUAACUAUAAACCCAGACUAUGUACCGCAAAAGGGUUCGUCUUUAAACAUCCUUGAAAACAUUGUCCUCCAAUAUCAGGUAACAUGGCCUGUAAAUGUACUCCUGUCUUCAAAUUCUUUACAAAUCUACAAUCAAGUCUUUACUUUUUUACUCCAAAUAAAAUGUGCAAAAUACCUCUUGGAUGAGCUGAGAUUCUCUGAUCUAAAUGAAAAAGAACCAGAAAUAGACAGUGAUGAAGAACUUACAAUUCUGACAGCAAACACAAAACCUAACAUUCCUCAUCUUCAGAAAAUUCAUGGGAUGAUUCAGUUGAGAAUACAAAUUCUCCACUUUAUCAACAGCUUGCAUGCAUACAUUAUGACAGAGGUUUUACAACCUGCUAGUGGAGAACUAGACUCUUUUCUCAAAUCAGCGGUAAACUUUGACCAAGUGAUUUCUACCCACAAUCAAUACUUGUGCCGUCUUCAGGAACAUUGUCUGCUUUCUCCACAUCUGUCAAUUUUAAAGAAAUGUGUCAGCCGAGUACUGGAUUUAGCUCCAUCUUUUCAACACUGCUGGCUAGAGGGUGCUGCAAACAUAAAUGUUAGUACUCUCCAGCACAUAGAAGAGGAGUUCAGGCAUUGUCAACAGUUUCUCGUGUCCUACCUGGCUCGACCUACACGGAAAGGUACAUUCCCUCAUAUGGAAAGCUUAGCUUUCGCUAUACAGACACUGGAAACUAUGACAAAACUCUUUCCAAAAACUUAACAAAGGAUUCCAAACCUUCAGUUAUUUCAGGAAAUAUUACAAAUCAAUAAGGACUUAACCAGGAUUAAAACACCUUAUUGUGACAGUAGGAAAGGCAGUAUGCUACGUAGUUAGCUCUUCAUCUAACACUGCUUUUAAAAAGCUUUGUCACUUGUUUUAAAUUUUCUGUCUAAAUUAACUCAUUAGUUGUAAAAAUUUUAAAAACAAUAACCUUUCAAAAACAUGACCAAGUAUCACUUAUUACUUGAUGGUUAGAGCAGAAGAUAUUGUUUAAAAAAUCUCAAUAAUAUUAAAAUUGUUCAGAUUUAUAAUAACAAUUGAAUUGAACAAUCUGUGUUACAUGUGUUGUAUGUUUUCAAAAAUUAUAAUAUACAGCUCUUAAAAGAGGUUUUUGUAAAGGAAAUGACCUGUUGUAAUAUUGCUUUUAGAUGUUAAUGUGAAAAAAAACCUGUCUCAUAAUGUAAUACAUCCUGCAAGGAAACUAAAUGUGGGCUGUUAGACAUCGUGCUUACUCAGUUACUAAUUCUUUAUAGAGUUCUUAAAUGCUAAAAAUGUUAUGCAUACAUAAAUUAGAAUCAUUCUUGAUUGGUGUUGUGCCUUGAAAAUUAUAAAGUAUGAACUUAAUUACAUUGUUAUAAUAUAGCAUCUUUGGUAGCUCUGUGAUACUGAACAAUUUGGUCAUUUUUUUGUCAAAUAGUUGUUCAAUUCUUUUAUCAUAGACUUUACACUGCAGCUAAUAUCUGUACAUUGGUCAAAAGCUGUUCUGGAUUUUACUGUUUAAAAUGUUUAAUUUUGAGAAAUUAUAAGACUUGGAUGUAUUACUAUUGUAUCCGUUGUGUUAUGGUAUGAUGUUUAAGUUUGAUAAUUUUAUGCAAAGUUUCAUAAGGCAGCAUUUCCAUGAAAACCUGCCUUUAAAAAUGCCACAUUUGAGUUGGAGGUUUUCUUACACUUGUAAACCUAUCAUCUUAUAUAAUUUUUUAACUUUCUCUACACACGUAUAUAUAUUAAUAUUAAUGUUU